AUGUCCUACGCGACACUCAAUACCCGCUACAACCUACCAUCGCCCCCGACCAAGAGCGUCUUCUCGACGGUUGACAACGAGGCUGGGCGCGCCUGGUUCCCAGACUUUGAUGCGCAGCAAGACCCCAUCGGCUCGUUGAAGCACUUCAUCCGUAUCCUCUUCUAUCCGAACCUCCGCGAAAGCACGUUCACUCAGCUCAAGGUCUUGUCGGUGCUUACCGCCAUCAUUGGCAUUUGGAUCUUCCUCAUCAUCCUCCGAAGACUCUGGGAGAAGUCUUUCUGGCUGUUCCGUCUGGUGAGACGCAGCAAUGGUACACUGCUGGUGCCCAACGCCAUCACAGCUUUUGUCGCCAUCGAGAGCGCCUUUGCCAUUCUCCUGAUUGCCUUAUGUUGGAGCUGUAUCGAAUGGUUUCAAUAUGGCAAGUCGCCAAAAAACAUCACCCUCUGGAUCGGUUUGACCUGGCUGCCCCUCAUCCUCGGUGCCUGGUGCACCACGGUUGGCGUCAUCUACGCACGGCCGGAUGCACUCAGUUUUGUUUCGCCGCAACCUGGCAAGCCGCAAAGCUGGGCAUUGCGCAUGGGUGUCACACCCAUGGUAGUCAACCUGUUUGUCUUUUUUAUCCCCGUGGUCCAGAUCGUCAGCGUUGUGAUCCCCGCAGUGUUCGCCCACCGGCGCUUCAGCAGUGCCUUCGACCACUACCAUCGCUGGGCUGCUGUGAUACAGCCAGAUGAUGCACUGUCACGCGAUGUGCUGUUCGAGGCGCAGCAGAUUUGGUUCCAGGUGCUCGACGCUGCCUAUUGGCUCUCGAUCUGCAUGGCGGUUUGGGAGGCAUGGGUUUGCGGUCUCUUUAUCUGCUACUGUCUAGCCGGUGGUUCGCUUAUCGCUACGUUGCGGGAACAGUUGCAGACCCUGCGAUCGUUCAAGCAGAGUCGGUCAUUCAGCGAAUCGUUUGCCGCGCAAAACGCUCAGGCUGCCCAUAUGCGACGCCCGAGCGAAGCGCCAUCAGUGGCAAUUCAGAACGACGUCGACGUGGAGAAGCAGACCCCGGAUCCAACGACACCGGGUCUCUUGUCAGCACAGGCGCCGCCGCCACGCUCCUUGUCGAUGUCUUCGGCCGUCUCCGACAACGUCACGCUCGUGUCGGGUGACGCUGGCCUCAAGCGAUCCGCCAGCCAACGAGGUUCUGCUGCUGACAAGCGCAAUCCUGGCGCUUCGCGUAGGGUCGCGCCAGACGUGGACGAUGCCAACGACGCACAGACUCGCUCCAUGUACUUCACGCGCGAAGAGCUCGAGAACGAGGACCAGCCGUCAAACAGCUUCUUCCCACCGGUUCGUCCAUCUGCGUUCGAGCGACCGCCACAGGCUCAGUCUGCCGCGGGCAAGGAGCACGCGCACAAGCGAUACCUGGAGAAGUUCUACAUCAACUUUGUCGUCCAAUUCCUCGGAAUGAUGCUCUGCAUCCUCUUCUUCGCACUCUUCUGUGGCAAGCUCAUCACGACGUGGUAUUCGGCGUGGGAAGCCAACGACCUGGCGGAGGCCCUUCAGAUUGCACUGCUGGUGGUGUGCUGGGUGACGGUUGGUUUGGCAAGCGUCAUCAUCUUUGCCAUCCUCAGCCGCACCUAUGAACCAGUGCUUUCGAGUAUGGGGACGGCCAAUCAGAGCCGUUCGAAUAGCAGUCGUCGGGUCAGCUUCACAAGCAACGCCAGCGGUGCCCAGGGCCAGUCGAGGUCAGCGAGGCGCUUGAGCGGCGCCAAAGCGUGGGUUGUGACGACGCUGUCGCAGCUCUCGAACGACGAUGAUCGACACAGUCAGCAGAUUGGGCUCGAUCACGUUCAUUCAAGUGGAAGGGGAAGCCGAACAGGGUCCCUGUCUGCAGUCGGGCGGACGUCGAUACAUGCCUAUGCCGAGCUUGACGACGAUCAAGCAUCUCCAAGGACGGAGCAGGACCCACCCAGUCCCAAGAGUCAGCCGCUGGCUUCGCGCCGGGCCACGUCCAGCUCCACGCCGGAUCUGCAGGUCUCGAGCGAGGCACACAUGCCACGGCCAUACCGUGGAUCACCGUCGAGUGCGCCGAGCAAGGUCAGCAAGAACGGCGUGAUGGUCGAGCAAACGGUGAGCACCAUCGUGGAAGAUCCGGCUUUGGAGGAGUACUUUCGAGUGGAGCGUCCAGCGAAAGCAGCAGCAGGCCGUUCGCCGUCCAAAACAGACGGAUCAGAGCAGGAUCUCUAUACACCCUACACGCUCGGUAGUCAAUCUUCCACGCCUCGCGGUUUCCAGCCUGGCAGCGCGUGGGCCGACAGUCCCACCACGCCUGCGACGGUUUGGACACCUUCCACGCCAUCCUCAACUAGGCCACUGGCAGCAAAGGGUCAGAGAAAGCGACAGGAGGACUCGGACGCAUGGCUCUCGCCUCGUCUUCCCGAAGCAUCGGUGGCCGUGGGCGGGGAAGAGUUUUUGCUUCACCGGGCACGUUCGGACAUCGCUUUACGACCGCCAUCACGGUCGCCAUCUGUCAACAAUGCAAGCAGCACCGACUCUGUUGGCCUGGGCAUCGCGAUAGCGUCGCCGUUGUUGCCGCCGUGGACCGCGCCCUCUGAAUGGGUGAGCGGACAGCCGGAUCCUGUGUUGAUGCGAGAGGACGCGAAGAUGCGGCUUCGGAUGGCGUCGCAUCCGAGUACUUAG
Molecule: messenger RNA, 2682 nt
Organism: Sporisorium graminicola
Lineage: Eukaryota; Fungi; Basidiomycota; Ustilaginomycetes; Ustilaginales; Ustilaginaceae
Exons: 2
Coding region: 1-2682 (893 amino acids)
Source: RefSeq, a predicted model, not a curated record